CAGGGAGCUCUAUCGCUCUAUCUGCGCUACAGUGCCACUAUCACCCUUCGCAAGCCCACCCACAUAGCUUCCAAAGCAACGGCUCAAAACAGAUUCGCUACUUGCAUUCGAUAUAAUCGGGGGCUCUGGCCCCGUAAGCCUGCCCCAGUCUGCAGUAUCUCGUUUGGAACAGGCAUAGCUGUCCGCCGGCCGCACGUCAACAAAAGCCCGCGACACCAAUCGGUGACGGUCCGGUUCUUACUGUCUCGUCGUCGAUCACCAACGACUUCCUGGCCCCGCACGUUUCAAGUCAAAAGACCGACCGCACAACACAUCGACAUGGUCGCGCCCGAGGCCAAAUCCGGCCCUAAGCAAGCUGGUGUUCUGCCCAUCCGUCCUGCCCAGGCGCAGGGCCCGACAGACUCGUCCAGGUCUGCCAAGUCCAAAGCCGCAGCACAGGAUGGCAUCAAGGUCAAGGUCAGGAGACUGCCACCUGGUCUGGCCGAACAUGAAUUUCUCACAAUCCUCGGUGACACGUGGAGGCCGGGCAACGGAAAGGUUGGCUGGUUCUCAUACCACUGCGGACACAUACCAAAGAGCGCCUCCAAGGACUCUACUCCUGCCUUCGCCUUCCUCCAAGUCAAAGAAGGGGACCUUGAAGCUCUCGACCACGCCGUCCAGAGUGCUAUUUGGGAGGACGCAAAGGGCACCUUCAACAGCCCUUCUCUCGUCGGCCCGCCUUAUGUGGAGCGCUCCAUCUACAAAAAAAUGCCACUUGCUAAGCCCAAGAAGGACCCUAAGGAGGGUACGAUUGACCAGGACGAAGACUACAAGGCGUUUUUGGCCAGCCUCGCGGAGGAUCCAACCAUGAAACCGGAUGAGACACAAGCUGAUGCCGAGGAUCCUGGGAAAGGCGAAGCCGACACUAAGAUUACCAUCGCUCCAUUGGCCCAGUUCGUCAAGGAGAAUCGCGAGAAGAAGGCCAACAAGGCCAAGGAGGCCGCGGCUGCUAGAAACAGCAAGCACUCGAGACAAGAGUCCCAGGGCACCAAAGGCAAAGGCUCAUCAACAGCACCGGAUGAGUCUAGAAAGAAGCCAAAGGACAAGACGAGUGACAAGCCUAAGGAGACAGUGCGCAUUCUCAAGAAGCAGGCUGCUACAGAGGCUGCCGCCGAGGCUGCCAAAGCUGUUGCCAAGGACAUGAAGGCCGCCAGCUCCUCUUCUGAUGCCGCCAGCAGUCGCCGCGCUGGUAUUCAGGGUGUUGCCAACAUUUUAAAGCGUGACCUCGGCCUCUCUAAUGGCUCCGCUGCGAGGAAAGCGCGCCAGGAGGUAGCAAAACAGGAGGCUGCCAAGAAAGGUGACGCCGAACCGAAGGCUAAGGAGCCGAAGGGCAAGGACGGUGGAUCUAAGGCCCCAGCAGCAGCAGAGCAGCCUGCACAAGCAACAGAUCGACCUGCGACGCCCACGGCUCCAAAAGCACAGGCGGAGAAGUCCUCGAGGUCAGGGCGGAGCCGGAGGGGAAAGGAGACCAAGUCGUCCGACUCUAAAACCGGAGGGCCCGCAGAUGCUCCAGCGCCGGCACCUAAUGCCCCCGUCAUACUACAGAAGAAGAAGGACGAUAGUCCUACGGCUUCCGCAGAUAAGCAAUCGUCAAAUAAUGCCAAGGCCGUCACUAAGCAAGGUUCUUCCUCGGCAGCACCGACUCCUCCGACUGGCCCGAAGGCAGCAUCCGCAAAGGGAGGUCAGCCUGGAGGUUCCCAGAAGAAGAGCAGCAACCCAGCGCCAGCAGCCUCUUCCACGCGUGCGUUCCUUAAGCAUGCCAAUCCGUCCCAGGGCGUGACCGAGGCCCUGCUGAAGGAGGCAAUGCAAGUUUUUGGUGGCAUCAGCCUUGUCGAGAUCGACCGUCGCAAGGGUUUCGCAUACGUGGAUUUCACAGAGCACGCAGGACUGGUCAAAGCAAUGGCCGCCAGUCCUGUCGCUGUCGCUCAGGCAACCGUACAAGUUCUCGAGCGUAAGGACCAGGGCUCCAAGAAGGCUGCCAGUACACCAAGCAACCAGGCUCAGCCCGGCACUACCAACAGCAGUAACAACACAGUUGCAGCUUCUGCAGCCCAAGGCGCUGCUAAUCUGUCGACUGCUCCAUCGUCUAAUGCAGAUAAGAGCGGCAACGGAACGACUAGCGAGCAACAGCAAGCUAAGCGUAGCCGACGACGUGGCCGCGGCAGAGGAGGAAAUGCAGGCGGCGGCGGCGGCGGCGCUGCUAACAGCGAGGUAAAGGCGGAGACCGGCGCUGGAUCUUCUACACCGGCAGCUACGGAUGCUGGAGGGCCCGGUACUGGCUGAAAGAUCGGGACAUUCGUGGUUCAAUUACUCGGUCUGUCUGACUGGCCGGAUGGCCAGCCCAUCCGGGUCUUGCAGAGGCCGAUCAGGGUUGUCCGACCGCUGCCAGACCAUUGAGCUUGAUCGAUCGAGGUCCAGCCUAGUAAUCAGCGAGUUUGUUUCAUGUACCCAGCAGUGUUAUUGUACGCCCGCCGGUGUCAACGAUAUCGCCGUAUGAUCCUCAACCUCAUGGGAUGGAACUUACAAUCAUCGGAGCGGCCACUCGCUGGGCAGAUUUGGUGGAGGGAAGUGCUCAGCAGCACUCAUCGCUCCUACUGGCAGAAAUUAAACCUCCUUCGGGUUGCAGAGAGAUGGUAUUAUGUGGGUGCUCUGUUCUGACCGAGUUCAGCCUGGGCAAAUACCCAAUUCCCCAGCCGUCCAUAGCGUUUAGUGAGAUGACAGUCAUUGAUGCGCACAUACGCGCUCUUCCGCUCCUCCUAGACGCUGCCGAUCUCUUGUGCCCUCUCCUAUGCCCACAUUCCCUAGUAACAUGCGCAGCGGGUCUCUCGGGCAAAAGUGGUGACAUGCUUUACCACAACUUCCAGCCUGGCUGCCCCUAUAUCCUUCUAAACUUGCCGCUAUCGAUACAGCCUCGCGGCCCGAACAGACAAGCCCACGUCCUUGGUGUAACAAGUGGUGUUGACGUCACCUUGCCUUGAAGCAAUGUCGAUCUGGGAACACCUACCGCACCGGGAGAAGUCAGGGCACUCGUCAGUCACCCCGGGUUAAGCGACAGGCAGACAUGAUGCGUUGUAUAAUCUGCCAGGGAUAUUGCAACCAGACUUGAUUUGCAAUCUUCGGUCGUUGCCUGGAUGACGCGAUGGUCUGCCUGCCCUUUGCUUCCCCCCAUUGGGAUUCUUUUGGUAUUCUUGUCCAGCUUUUCCAGCCAUUUUCCUUCUUUCAAAACUCCUUGCUGUCUUUUACAUCAUCUUCAUUCAUCCACUGUCAUGUUUCAUGCAGCACCGGGUGUAUGCUUGGGUAGUGAAGCUAUAAUGUCCAUUUUGGGAAUCUGAGCCAUUCAUAAGAGGUAUCUGUCUAACUAGGAAGGGCUGUGGUGUGGUGAUAUCUAUCCUGUGAAACCAAACGAGGAAGGAAGAGAGAAGUAGAAAAGGUGGUAUCAUAUUUCCCAAAAGAGCCCCGUUCCAAGCCUGCCGUACCCCAGAUAGCAGGACUUAUGUCUCCCAAACAAAUCCCACUUGCCCGUUCACUUAACCUGGGCGCCCUGACCAGAACUCCGUGAAAAAUCCAAAGUGAUAAGGAACCUUUUUUCCAAUUUGACCGAGCCGUCAGACUUGAGAGACCUGAGAACAAAUGAAACAUGCAUCAUGCGCCAGUGCUCCCGACCGUCAGGACCUGCAGGCCGUCCGGGACUAGGGGUCAACAGGUGACGUAUGUGGGGUCGUCAGCAGUAUGUGUGUGUGUGUGUGUAUGUGUGUGUGUUUGCACCAGGGUGUGGGCACGGUGUGACAAGAGGGGCCGUCUUGCAGCAAAACACCAGCCUCAGAAAGGCCCCAGGGGAGUGAGUCCACCACUGUGAGCAAGUUGUUUGGUUCUUAGGCACCGAGAUUUGCCCGAAUACCUGGUUGCCUCCAGAUUUGUGCAAUAGAGCACCAAUGACCAGAGCCUGGGGCGACGUGGGGGUUCAUGCUCGUGUGUCUGGUAUAUGUAGGAAGCGGGCCGGGUUCGUCAGUUGAACGUGUUGUUCCAUGGUUUGGUGAUUAAAUCAUGUGAACAGAGUGAUGACGCCGUCCACCUUUUGGUGGUGAGUUCCAGCUCCCGCGUGCAAUGACAAUGAUGUGCGCAUGAGCGACCAAAACCAACUUCUCCCUUGGCCAGUCGUCUAUUUUUCAGCUGAUAGUUGAGGGGGGGUGGGCAAGGGUGGCGCUCCAGCUGAAGAAGGAUCAGGGAGGAUCGAGGCUGCUCCGUGAGCCUCGGGGCUGGCUCACCCUCAGGACAGAGCCUCACAUGUCAAUCAGAGAGGGUGAGGGUGAUAGUUCCCAUCCUCGUAGUUGGCUGUUGGAGACAUGAGCCCGUCGUACCUAUAAAAGACAGUGGGCCGCUCCAUGCCGGCACUUCGAGGUGUCGAGGAAUAGGCUGGGUCCUGGUAAUGGGCGAUGGCUGGCUGGCCAGUCUGGGCCAUGGCGACGGGUCCAUCGAAGCGGCGUCCAGGGCUGGCUGCGCUUGGCUGUGGUGUCGGUAUCGACACGGUUGGUCGCGCAGCGCGAGGUCCGAGGGGCUCGACAUAAGGUCUGUCGGCGUAGGCGGCACUGCUCAGGCGGCGACUGGUGGUCCUGGGGGCCCUGGAACUUGAUCGCUUGGAGGAGCUGGCAUCACUCGAAGUCUCGCUGCGCUCGAAGCGGCCCUUGAGGCGAUCCUUUUGUUGCUCGACAUCUGCGUCCUUGGACCGCCUGCUCUCGCUCCGGUGCAGCUUGCCGCUCUUGGGAGAGGGUGUGGUGGCAGCCCGGGCCUCGGAGUCCCGUGGCUUCUUCUGCAGCCUCUCGUUGCUGUUUCGCAGGCCGUCAUUCUCGACCUGCAGCGCUGCGAGACGGGCCUCCAGGUCCUUGUGGGCGUCUCUCAGCUUCUUCUUGUCCCGCAGCAGGUCCUUCUUCUCCUCCUCCAGGUUGUCGCACCGGUUCUUGACAGCCAGCAGGUUGGCAUCGGCCAGUCUGAGCUUCUUGGUGAGCUGCCUUUCGACCUCUUGGGCCUUUGCCUUCCACUCAUCGACCUGCUUCACGGUGUCUUGCAGGGCCUGUUUUAGAGCCUGUUGCUCGUACAGGGUCUCUGUGUAAUGAUCAGGAUAUGCUGUGCCCGAAUGGUUUGAACUCGUGCUCGACGAACCAGCGCCCGAUUCACUCCUGGAUGCCGAGGAACGGGAGGACCCACUGCGGGAGGUGUCCUCGCCGAACCUGACAGUCUUGCGCGAAGUGUCGCUCGGCAUGGUGCCCGGGCGAGGCCCGAGUUUUUAAUAUGGGUUUGCCGGCCGCCUGGUCCGGGGCUGGCGGUCGUGGGCGGAACGCAGACGCAGGAACUCAGAGAGGAGCCCGCACGUGUCCCUCGUUGAUUUGGCCAAAUACUGGCUGGAGAAAACUGCACGAGUGCCCAACCUAGGAGGGAUUCCGGGAACGUGAGGCGAUCAGAGUAUUUAACUCGGGCGAAUUGGGCAGUGCCGGGCCCCAGGCUAGUUAGACAAGGCUGUGGGUAAUACGGCGUCUCAGUGGGAGCAUUAGGCUGCAAGCAAGGUGGUUAAAAGCCAGGGGUGGUCGCAGCCCAACCGGGGCUGGCUGGGUGUGGUGUGGACGGACGGGAUGGAAAUAUAUAAUAACCUCGAGGCCCGAAAAUACCGAGUCUCCCUUGUAAGAAAUGGUGUUCUGGUGGAGACAAAGUCUAGACAAUGGACGCCCGAGGAGGAGAGGAGGACCUGAGCAAAGAAAGAAACAAGGAAAAGGCCUUGUCACGGAACGGAAGUGCAUUUAUUUCCCAAAGGAGGGAGGGCAUGAGGGAGGGAGGGCAGUCAAUGAGCCUCACGGCUGCCCGCCCGCCUGCCUGGCCCAGGUACAACAUCACUGCCUGCUGCCUCGGGGCUCAAGUGCCAUGCGCGGACAGGGGGGUUGUGGGAAGUGGAUUAAAGAAUCUGGGUGACUCCAAGGCUGCCUUACAGCACUUGAGCACUUGCGCAGCAAGGCAGAGACGCAAGAGACGAGGUGG
Messenger RNA from Diaporthe batatas, 6063 nucleotides. RefSeq lists its product as uncharacterized. Bases 319 to 2322 code for a protein of 667 amino acids. The record is from RefSeq and is a predicted model, not a curated record. The transcript is spliced from 2 exons. NCBI's taxonomy places the organism in Eukaryota, Fungi, Ascomycota, Sordariomycetes, Diaporthales, Diaporthaceae. Gene Ontology annotation, biological process: positive regulation of translation; nuclear-transcribed mRNA catabolic process, nonsense-mediated decay. Gene Ontology annotation, cellular component: nucleolus; cytoplasm. Gene Ontology annotation, molecular function: mRNA binding.